AUGGCUACACAGCAAGCGAAUAUUGAACUAUUGAAUUGUCGAAUGGAAGUAGUUCGUUUACAAGCGUAUAAAGAAGCCAAAGAGAGAAUCAAGGCUUGUAUUCUAAACGUACAUGAAUUAUUGUGUUCACAAAUUGAAAUGGGAAUGUCCAUGAUGAAUUAUGUGAAAGAUUCAAUAUCGGUAUUGGAUAAAAAUGAUUCUUGGAGUUAUUGUCAAAUCUUACAUCAAGUCUGCUUGGUGAAACAGCAGUUGAUCCAAAUGCAUUUGAUUCUGUCUGUAGAAAAGAAUUUACAAAGCCUGUUCAACAGAUAA
Molecule: messenger RNA, 312 nt
Organism: Schistosoma mattheei
Lineage: Eukaryota; Metazoa; Platyhelminthes; Trematoda; Strigeidida; Schistosomatidae
Source: the annotation of a GenBank genome assembly